GCACGGAGGUUUUCGGGACGGUGGCGGGAAGAUGGCGGCCCCCAGGGAGUGGCUGGGAGCGGUGGAGAAAGAGGGGAACUCGGGUCUUCAGGGGAGCUCGGGAGUGGAGGUGGUUUUUCCUUCUGAUCCCGCCACGCCUGCCCCGCUGUGCCCUCACGGACCCACUCUUCUGUUUGUAAAGGUGAACCAAGGGAAAGAAGAAUCACGGAGGUUUUAUGCCUGCUCAGCCUGUAGAGAUAGAAAAGACUGUAAUUUUUUUCAAUGGGAAGAUGAAAAGUUGUCAGAAGCUAGACUUGCUGCCCGAGAAGCUCAUAACCGAAGAUGUCAGCCGCCUCUAUCCCGAACGCAGUGUGCAGAAAGGUACUUGAAGUUUAUUGAGUUGCCCUUGGCUGAAAGGAGGUUUUGUCAAAGAUGCCAGCAGUUGCUGUUGCCGGACGACUGGGAGAAGCACCGCGAGCACUGGGUGGUGGGCAACAUCUCUGCCGGCCAGCUCGGCAGGCCCAGCCAGCUUCUCCGUCCGCUGGAGAACAAGAAGACAAACGCCCAGUACUUGUUUGCCGAGCGUACCUGCCACUUCCUGGUAGACCUGCUUCCUGCCCUUGGGCUCACGAGAGUACUGUGCGUUGGCACACCAAGGUUGCAUGAGCUGAUCAGGUUGAAAGCAUCAGGUGACGAGAAGUCUAACAUUAAAAGCCUUUUACUGGAUAUUGAUUUUCGGUAUUCACAGUUUUAUAUGGAAGAUAGCUUUUGCCGUUAUAACAUGUUCAACCAUCACUUCUUUGAUGGAAAGGCUGCCCUUGAAGUAUGCAGAACAUUUUUACAGGAAGAUAAAGGUGAGGGAGUCAUUAUGGUGACAGAUCCUCCUUUUGGUGGCUUGGUUGAACCUCUGGCUGUUACAUUCAAGAAGUUAAUUGCUAUGUGGAAAGAAGGUCAAAGCCAAGAUAGCAGUCACAAAGAACUACCUGUAUUCUGGAUUUUCCCCUAUUUUUUUGAAUCCCGAAUUCGUCAGUUUUUUCCAAGCUUCUGCAUGCUGGAUUACCAGGUAGAUUAUGAUAAUCACGCACUUUAUAAACAUGGAAAGACAGGUCGAAAACAAUCUCCUGUGCGUAUUUUCACCAAUAUCCCACCCAGCAAAAUAAUCCUUCCUAGUGAAGAAGGGUACAGAUUUUGCCCUUUAUGUCAACGAUAUGUUUCCCUAGAGAAUCAACACUGUGAGCACUGUAAUUCUUGCACAUCCAAGGAUGGCAGGAAGUGGAACCAUUGCUUUCUCUGCAAAAAGUGUGUAAAACCUUCCUGGAUCCACUGUAACCUUUGCGGUCACUGUGCUCUUCCAGAUCAUUCCUGCGGGGCCCCUAAAGAUGGCUGCUUUAUUUGUGGUGAAUUAGAUCAUAAACGUAGUACUUGUCCUCAGAUCACUGCAUCUAAGAAAGUGAUCAAAGCUGUCAGAAAGCAGAAGCAAAGAAAAAGUAAGAAGACGAAAAUGGAGACCGUUAAAGAGCAAUCCAUGAAUCACACAUCUGUUACAAGGAAGAAGAAAAGGAGAGAAAGAGCCCAUCAAUAUCUUUGCUCUUAAAUGUCCAGUGACUUGAGAAUAAGAAAGAUUUAUAGUCCAACCUUUGAUGCCAUUUUCUGAAAGUGCCACACUGGACUUAAAUUCUGUCGCUUUCAAAGGUAUGCGCCUUUUGAAGCCAGAAAAUAGGCAGGUGGCAUUUGUUGGUGUCUGGGCCCCUCAGCAGCCUCUCUGGAGACCUGGGGAGUUGUCCCAUCCUUAGCUGGUUUGCCAGACCUCUCCGUGUGCCUUCUUUCACUCUCCAAAUCUGUCCCAGUCGUAUCAUUUUGGCCUCUUUUGAACAAUGGGCAUAUAGCAUUCUUUUGCAGAAAGUGUCAGAAGAGGAAUGAAAGGGGAGACUUGAGGUCUUGUUCAUAUUGAACACGAGUGUGUUAAAUUAGACACAGGAAUGUUGUAAGUCAAACAUCAAAAUACUGUAUGAUGGAUUAAACCCCACUUGCAAAGAAAGGCACAAUGAGCAAUUAUUCGGGGACAAAAACUGAAGAUGAUGGGAAGAAUUUUGAUGAGGAUAGUCUAAAGAUAUCAAGAGUAUCAUCAUGGCUUUAUGAUUAAAUAUGGGUUUUUCAAGUACUUUUUACAGUGUCCUUUGAUGGUAUAGAGUCACUUAACUGUUGUGGAAUGAAUGAGACAUUUAGAAUUAUGACUUGCUCUGUCAUCUCAGUAUCUUUUAAACCAGGCAGUAAUUUUAUUUCUUUAAAAAAAUUUUUUUUAAUGUUUAUUCAUUUUUGAGAGACACAGAGAGAGCAUGAGUGGGGGAGGGACAGAGAGAGAGGGAGACACAGACUCUAAAGCAGGCUCCAGGGUUGGAGGUGUCAGCGCAGAGCCCGAUGUGGGGCUUGAACUCACGAAUCGUGAGAUCAUGACCUGAGCUGAAGUCGGAUGCUUAACUGACUGAGCCACCCAGGUGCCCCAGUAACUUUAUUUCUUUGUAAAAGUAGUAGCAGAAGGCAGCAUAGUUUGGGGAUUAAAACCUCUCAUUCUUGUCCUGAUGAACACUUCCUGACUAUAUGUCCUUGGCCAGGUCAUUCACUCGUACCCGUUUCUUCAUUAUUAUUAUCAUAUAAUUACUACAUUAUGUAAUAAUAGUUAUACCACAGGCUGUUUUCUGUGAUUAUGUUAAAUGAGGCACAUGUGUCUGGCUCUCGUUCUGUUGGUGAGAAAUGUUAAGUGCAGAUGGCUGGGGUUGCAGCCCUAAUGGUAAUCAUCUGGUGGUCCAGUAUCAGCAGUGAAGGGACUGGGUUUGAAUUCUGAGAACAAACAGUUCCUCUCCCUAUUUCUCUCUAGGUAUCUGACAUGAUCUCCUUAAGAUCCCAUAGUUUUGAAUGGCUUGCAUUUGCAUAAUGACUUUUCUCCUAUUCCCAAAUAGUUGCUUUAGAGCAGGUUUGGAGGCAUGCUUGCUUGGGCUUAGCUAGAGCCCUGUGAGUAAAGGUACAAGAGCUGCACCCCAUCUGGCAUGGAAAUUCCUUCUGGUCUUUAAGGUAGGGCUGUUGGAUGCGUGAUGUGGAAGGCACAGCGUGGGCCCUGAUCAGCUGAUGGGGGUGUAUAUCCGGCCACAUCAAAAGAUGAGCUAAGUAAGCCCCUGGACUUAACAUGCAUCAGAAAACUCUUCCCUUGUCCCCUUUUUCCACGGAGGUUGCUAUGGUGGUCAGAGGGGUGGAUUUAGAGGUGACGGGGUCAGAUGUGAACCUUUUGCCGAGUCAUUAGGAGUGUUCCCUUCUCUGAUUCAGCCAUGGGCGUGAACAUUGCCUGACUUUCACGGUGGCCCCUGAUACCAUGCUAAAAUCUCUGGAAAUCUCCUUGGAAACGCAGACACCUGAGGGACCACGAUUCUUCAAGAAUCAGGUCCUGCUGGCCAGGAGUUAUUAUCAUCACCCCAUUUCCUUAGUUUUAAGGUACCAUCAAUUGUAAAAUGCACUAUUGAUGGGAUUGUUAACUUUUCAGGGGGAGAAACCCCAUAGCUUAUUAAUUGUGCAUGUUAAAUUUUAGGUAUAUCCUGUUUCAGAAAUAUUGACAUGUGAAAAACACAUCUUAGAAUUGAGGAAAUCGGGUAUUACUUACAGUCAGGAAUUAUGUACUUUAAAACUUGAACUUCUUAGGAAGUUAAAAAUAAGAAAUCCGGUGAUUCUGUUCUUCUGUUCAAUUAAUACUAAUUUUAAGGACUAACCGCUUCUUUCUUUUCUCAGGGAAUAAACUAAUAGGAUGUAAAAAUGUCUCUGGGAGGUAAAGUGUGAUGGGAGAUGAGGUCAUUUGUUCUAAUUAGAAAUCUGCAUAUCUGAACAUUAAGAUACCUACCCAAAUCACCAAUAGAGGAAAAUCCCUAAAUCUGACACAGAGCUUUUUAAAAGGAUGUUUUUCUUAAAUUAUUACAGCUAAAUUUAAUUCCACUUCUUGCUUCUAUUACAAAAUUUAAUGACAGCCAGAGUCACUUUGUAGGCCCUGAAUGAUCGGAUUUCAGGUUUUUUUCUUACAUUUAGUUUGAUAUUUAGACUCAUUUAUUUCUCCAAUCAGCCCCACUGUUUUCAUCUCAUUCCCUUUGCUCUGUUGGGACUAUAUCCCUCCAUAUGGCCCAGUCCCACUGUCUCCCGGGAGGUGUUCUAGGAGUCCCCCUACCAACCGCUACCUUCCUCUCUGAACACUUGGGAGUUCUGCAGCCACACCUGAGGCACUUUUCAUGUAUUGUUCUGCCAUUAUAGGUACAGAUUCUAUUUCCCCAAAAGACUGCGGUUUCUUCAUGUCAUUACCCAUUUUAUACCAUCUUCUGUAGGUGCUCAAAAAAUUUGAUGAAGGCAUGGAAUUUUCUAGAAGUUUUCAGAUGGUGGGUGUGUUACUUUGCUAAGGCUGCCAUAACAAAAUAUCACAGACUGGGCGGCCUAAAUGACAAUCAUUUAUUUUCUCACAGUUCUGGAGGCUGGAGGUCCAAGGUCCAGGUGUUGGCAAGUUUGGAUUUCUGAUGCCUGUCUCCUGAACUUACCUUCUUGCCGUGUCCUCUCACAGCCUUUCUUCUAGGCUUGUGAGUCCCUGGUAUCUCUUUGUGUCCAAAUUUCCUCUUCUUCUAAGGAUAUGAGUCAGGUUGGAUUCGGGCCCACAAUAAUGGCCUCUCCUUCUUAAGGGCCCGAUCUCCAAAUAUAGUGCCAUUCUGAAGUACUGGGGGCUAGAUUUAGAAGGUAUGAUUCAGUCCCUAACGGUGGGCCUGCCUAAGAUCUGGAGAGGGCUUGGUCUUCUGUCCUAUAAGGACUCAAACAAGGAAGACACACCUGAACAAUAUUGGGAAGUAUUUAGAGUCAGUGCGAAGACUGUCCUGACACUGAGGGUUUAGAUGUAUGUUUUGGGUUGGGAUGUGCUCUGUGAGCAAGAUUGGCAGCCUUAUCUAGACGGCUUUACACAUAGAAUAAUUCAGCUUUCAAAAAAAUAAGAAAAAAAAAAAGACAGAAGAAGAAGAAUUCAGCUUUGAAGGUGAUUUUAAGGAAAACACUUAAGUUGACGUCUGGCUCCUUCAAAGUGAUCUAUAAAAUAGUAGGCAUCUACAGGAAGUUUAACUAAUUUUUAAAUAUAAAAUCAUAGCCCACAAAAGAUCCUGGUCUGGUGCUACCUCCUUUUCACAACGGCCUUGCUGGUGUCUCCAGUGGAAUAGUAUAUCUCUUGCCAGUGAAAUAAAAAUGUGCAUGUGUGUGUGUC
Acinonyx jubatus (cheetah) is the source of this 5245-nucleotide messenger RNA. RefSeq names its product zinc finger CCHC-type containing 4 (gene ZCCHC4). The record is from RefSeq and is a predicted model, not a curated record. NCBI's taxonomy places the organism in Eukaryota, Metazoa, Chordata, Mammalia, Carnivora, Felidae. Gene Ontology annotation, biological process: rRNA methylation. Gene Ontology annotation, molecular function: rRNA (adenine-N6-)-methyltransferase activity; zinc ion binding; nucleic acid binding. The coding region runs from base 32 to 1573 and encodes 513 amino acids. The transcript is spliced from 13 exons. Gene Ontology annotation, cellular component: nucleolus; cytoplasm.